CAGGGCCCCGCCCCGGCGCCGCCACCGCCCCCCUCCCGCGCCUGCCGCACUGCGCCGCGCCGCUCCUGCCGCCCAGGCUCCGCCCGCCCCCGCCGCGGGCAGCCGGCAGCGGGGGGAAGCCGCCGCUGCCGCCCGGCAUGUCGGCGCUGGAGUGGUUCGCGCACAAGUCGCUGGGCGGCGGGAUCUACUGGAUCCAGGAGCGCUUCUACGAGUCGGGCAACCGGGCCAACAUCUGGCUGGUGCGCGGCUCGCAGCGCGACGUGGUCAUCGACGCCGGGCUGGGGCUGCGCAGCCUCCCGGACUACCUGCAGGCGGCCGGGCUGCUGGCGCCGGCGCCCGGGGCCGAGGCCGAGGCCGAGGCCGGGGCCGGGGCCGAGGCGGGCGGCGGGGGCCGGCGGCCGCUGCUGGCCGUGGCCACGCACGUGCACUUCGACCACUCGGGCGGGCUGCACCAGUUCGAGGAGGUGGCGGUGCACAGCGCCGAGGCGGGGGCGCUGCUGCGCGGCGACAACUACGAGGCCGUCACCUGGCUCUCGGACAGCGAGGUGGUGCGGCCGCCGCGGCCCGGCUGGCGCGCGCGGCACUUCCGCGUGCCGCCCGUGCGGCCCACGCGCAUCCUGCAGGAGGGGGAUGUGAUCAGCCUUGGAGACCGACAGCUUACUGUCAUGCACAUGCCUGGUCAUUCAAGAGGAAGUAUCUGCUUACAUGACAAAGACCGGAAGAUUCUGUUCAGUGGAGAUGUCGUGUACGAUGGAUCCAUGAUUGACUGGCUUCCCUACAGCAGAAUAAGUGACUACGUUGCAACCUGCCAGCGUCUCAUAGAGUUAGUGGACAGAGGUCUCGUGGAGAAGGUACUACCCGGGCAUUUUAACACAUUUGGAGCAGAAAGGCUGUAUCGUUUAGCUUCCAACUACAUUUCACAAGCUGGAGUUUGUCACAGAGUUUCUACUUGUGCCAUGAGAUCCAUUGCAAGCGUAGCACUUCGUAUUACAAAUUCUAGAGCCACCUCGUAGUGAUAGUGCAUUUUGUGUGAUUUAUUCCCUGUUGAAAAACCAAAUGGCUUGUGAAAGCAUUGAUACAUGCAAAAGCAGUAUGCAUUAGUAGAGAGCUGGCAAAUUGAUACAGAUGAGCUGUAAAAAUUCUCUUUAUUUUUGCCUACUUUAUUCCUAUUUUUUUAAAAAAUACAUAAGCUAGUAGCUUAGCCAAAGCUACCAUUUUCUUUCUACUUUUUCAGGGCAUGUUUGCACACAUUGUGGUUGCCAUUGGACUGCAAUUUGAAAUACAUUGCUUUAUUUUUGAUAUGAUUCUGACAGAUACAUAUGAUAUGCCAAAAUGAAAGGUUUUACAUGCCUGAAACUCAUGCCUGAAACUUUUUUGAUGUAGCAUUAGGGUAAAGGUUUUAUUUGUGUUUGAAAGUAUUUUUAUGUGGCUGAAUUGUAAUGUGGCCAUUAAUGCUCUGUGGUGGGGGAGAAGGAUGGAGACUAUAAUGUUCCAUUGUCCCACUGCAGAUACUGGAUUAAACAUCUUUUACAAUUGUUACCAUGGAGUGAAUGUAGCUUGAACUGUUUACUGUUUGCUUAUGAAGUGUUCUGGUACUUACGUUGUUACAACAAGUAAAGUGCAUUGCAUUUGAGUCUGUUCCAAAAAAAGCUGAAUACAUUGAAAAAUGUUAAAUGACAUUGUAACUUCCGUAUUGAGAUGGAAGUGUGAUAUUUAAAAGUUGUUUAAAUAGUUAAAGGAUGUGUAUUUAUACUAAGAGUUUAUAUAUUUAACUUCUGUAAAAGGACACUGUCUGAUGUUAUUUUUGUAUAUAAACAUACAUACUUUCCUAACAAGAUUUGCUUUUUCUCUUAACAUUUUCCCCAAACUUUUGUGGAAUUUAAUCUUACUUGUUUGGCUUUCACUUUAUGUGGAAGCAUUUCUUUUCCUCUGAUGAUACCAAGCAUACCAAAUUAUGGGCUCUAAGGCAUGGGGGUGGGAAUUGGAAGCCUUCUUAAUAGUUUAAAAUCUGGUGAGAAAAAAAAAAAAUAGCCUACUUUGGAAACCAGCUGCAAAAUAAAAGGCAUUUUUGAUCAAAAUUUAUGAAAGAGUAGAUCUUACAUAAUAUUUUUCUUCUCCUUUCAUAGCUGACUGCACUCCUGUCUUUCCUGUUUGAAUAUUCCCUUCACCAAAAGUAGGACUGAUAGGUUGUGACGUGCAUAGUUCUUGUUAGCAGUGCCUCUUUCCCAUUAUAAGCUGAAGCAAAAUUGUAAGUAGGCAGACAGAUGUAACAAUGUGGUACUUGGAAGACAGGUUAUUACUUGGAUCUCUUUUAGAGAAAUCUUAAGUAUUUUAGUGUAUUCUAUGAUGAAUGUUUAAUUAGUGGAUAGACUUGUCACAAAUGAAACUUCAGAACUAUUUAUAUUGGUCUCAUGUGGCCAGAGGAAAAAAUAUAGUCAGUCUGGGAAGGAAGAAAUCAUUCAGUGAAGAGGCACAGAACAAAUUUCACAUUGUGGUUUUCCUUCUUUCCCUGAUGACUGACACUUGCUGCUAUUUAUGUAGCAAUCCAGAAUUAUUCUUGAUAGGCAAGGAUUCACAGAUGGGCAAUUGUGCAGAGCUGUGGAGGGAAUCAGGAAAUUCAGAAUGAGUGAAGAAAUAUAUGUUAGCUCAUGACUGAAGCUUGCACCAAUUAUCUGGACGGGACCAUGUUAUCUGGAAGAGCUGAUAUUACAGCUUACCAGCAAUAACAUUUGAUCAAAUUCCUUCAAAUUAACCACCUGUAGCAUAAUGCUGACACAAUUCUUUAUGCUUUUGUGAAGACUGCAGCAGUACUGGUGAUAUCUAGUGUAGAGUAAUGCAGACAAGAGAUACCUAUUCUUUCAUAAAGCCCACCAAUAUUGAACUUAAGCUGCUAAAAAUUUUUUACAAAUGUUAAUUAGUCAAGUGAGAUCACACUGAGUUAGUUUUGUGUUGUACACUUCUGUUGUAUUUGAUCCAGUAUUAGGAGCCCUGAAACCAGAUUUUACUGUAUUGUAAAGCCUGAGCUCCUAACAGGAGGCUCACACGCAUGUCAAUCCAAAAGGAAAGAUACUGUCUAUCACUUGUGUUUAAAUCUAUGCUCAGUAUCAGCUACAAGAUCCUUAAAUGUUCAGAUCACUGGCAAAAUGUCAUGUUAAACCAUGCUUAAGCCCAUGAAAUCUACGUAGAUAACAGCAAUUGUCACAUUUUUUCCUUGACAAAAAUCUAUGGAAUAUUUCCUAAAUCAGAAGUGAGCUUAAUUUGAACACAGCCUGGAAUGGUGUGUGUUAGUAAACUGCUGCUAUAAUUCAGUUGAAAGUAGUUGUUGUGGGUCUUAAAAUUAUUUUUGUAUUAUAAGAAAUUCACUACUAAGAAAAUGACGUCUUAAAUAUAAAAUAACGGGCUCUGACUAUUUUUGUUAAGAACUACCAAGUUUUAGUCAUAAGAGUUUGACAGUGUCCCUUUAACACUACUUGGAUUAAGUAUCUAAAAUAUAUAUGUUAAGUUUAAAUGUUGCAACAUUUUGUAUAUUUAGAACUGUUAGAUUUAUUUAUAAAAUCCAGAUCAAUGUACAUUACUUCAGUUUUCAGUAGAUUGGAGAAUUUAUGAAAAAUUCAGAUGGGAAGUUUUGCUCUGUAAUCUGUCAAGACUUUACUGAUGUUAAAUAACAGUUUUCACAGAAGAAACAUUUUAUCAUGAAUAUCAUAAUAAAAAUGUUAUAAACUUA
Messenger RNA from Dromaius novaehollandiae (emu), 3724 nucleotides. Its product is annotated as acyl-coenzyme A thioesterase MBLAC2. The transcript is spliced from 2 exons. Bases 138 to 1013 code for a protein of 291 amino acids. The record is from RefSeq and is a predicted model, not a curated record. NCBI's taxonomy places the organism in Eukaryota, Metazoa, Chordata, Aves, Casuariiformes, Dromaiidae.